AGCCCUCACCAGCCAUUCCUCACGCGACUGUAACAAACGCCGGAAGCGACCCAACCAUAAACGGGCGUGCCGUUCGCAGUGUUCCAGCCGUAUUCAACAGGGCUGAUCCCAGUCGUGAUAUUUAUGACCAGGAAUCUUAGAGGGAUAAAUUGCGCCGGAAUAAACGCGUAUUUUACGGCGCCGGCCGGUACCGAUUUCCUGUUAUGUGAGGGAGAAAUAGAGCACUGGGAGUGAUUCAGAGAUAUGGAGCAGUAUAUAAGUGCAUGUACUGGGGGUAAAGGCUGUCACUCGACCAAGUGAGCCCUUCUAGCAGAGCUGCCACCAGCUCACAGCCGCACCAAACAACCAUGAAGCUCUUCCUUCUGUCUGCGCUGCUGGCUGCUGCUGCCGCCCAGUACGGACCUACCCAGUACGGACCAGCCUACUACGGGCCUGCCCAGUACGGACCUGCCCAGUACGGACCAGCCCAGUACGCUCCGUACACUCCGUACGGAGGAGGGAUCCCUCGGGCUCAUCCGCCGCGGCGGGACUAUCACUCCGUGCCCGACUACAGCUACGGAUACGGGGUCAGUGACCCCGUCUCCGGCGUGCACAACACCAAAGAGGAGACCCGUCUCGGUGAUCGCACCGAGGGCUCGUACUCGACGCUGCUUCCCGACGGCCGGAGGCAGAUCGUCACCUACUGGGUGGACGGCAACUCGGGCUACAACGCCAAGGUGACUUACGAGGGCGUGGCUCAACAUCCACCAGCCAAACCUGUGGUCCACACACCGGCAGUGCCGAGCUAUGGUGGUCUUGGACCCGGCCAAGUCUACUGAGACCAAAGCGAAGUCGUUUUAAACCAGCCUGCACGGACCUGCGUUUCGUGAAUUUUUAAUGGGACGGUGGAUCUGUGUUUCGAGUCGGUGUGACCAAUGCUAGCUGCACAUGGAAUUGGAAAGCUAGCCCAUUCGUUUGAGCUGGCAGAACUGACCGAGAAUGGUGCGAGAAUGCUGGUAACCAAAGGUGAAACUGAUGAGGUAAUGGUAAGAACCGAAGUGCCGUGUCGAAGGCGGCGAAUUCCAGACAGAAAAUGAUAUUUUGUAUGACCUCCGCCAACUACCCGUGCCUGUGAAUGUGUGGCAACGUGACAAGAAGUAUGUUUGUCUGUGACUUUUUUUUCCUGUUCAACCGCGAUCGCUAUCAUGCUUGGUUUGGCUCCGCGAGCGUGAAUCAAAGUCCAGUUAUUCAGAAUGUUAUCAUACAAACGUUUGCCGGACAAAAUCUCCAGACUGUCAAUCCAGAAUAUAAUAGUAUGGCGUACAAUGCACGCGGCAUAUGUAUGACAGGCCUCAAGUGUUUUGUAUCUGAAGUGUCCCAAUUAUAAGGUCAACGAAGGAAUACACCAGUGAAGUGAACUCUGUCA
Messenger RNA from Amphibalanus amphitrite, 1405 nucleotides. Its product is annotated as cuticle protein 19-like. NCBI's taxonomy places the organism in Eukaryota, Metazoa, Arthropoda, Thecostraca, Balanomorpha, Balanidae. The transcript is spliced from 2 exons. Bases 348 to 818 code for a protein of 156 amino acids. The record is from RefSeq and is a predicted model, not a curated record. Gene Ontology annotation, cellular component: extracellular matrix.